Colletotrichum costaricense is the source of this 636-nucleotide messenger RNA. Its product is annotated as Snf7 family protein. Gene Ontology annotation, biological process: late endosome to vacuole transport via multivesicular body sorting pathway; vesicle budding from membrane. NCBI's taxonomy places the organism in Eukaryota, Fungi, Ascomycota, Sordariomycetes, Glomerellales, Glomerellaceae. The record is from RefSeq and is a predicted model, not a curated record. The transcript has a single exon. Gene Ontology annotation, cellular component: multivesicular body. Bases 1 to 636 code for a protein of 211 amino acids.
AUGAACCGCCUCUUCGGCGCAGCCCCCAAGGGCCCAAAACCAACCCUAAACAGCGCAAUCACAAACAUCGACGACCGCAUCUCCUCAAUCGACGUAAAGCUCUCCGCCCUCACCGCAGAACUAAACACCUACCAACAAAAACUCUCCAAAAUGCGCGACGGCCCCGGCAAAAACGCGAUAAAGCAAAAGGCGCUAAAGGUCCUCCAGCGCCGCAAAAUGUACGAGUCCCAGCGCGACCAGCUCCAGUCCCAGGUCUGGAACAUGGAGCAGGCGCAGACGAUGCAGGAUAACCUGAAAAAUACCAUGGCCACCGUCGACGCGCUCAAGACGACCAAUAAAGAACUCAAGAAGCAGUACGGGAAGGUGGACAUCGACAAGAUUGAAAGGUUGCAGGAUGAGAUGGCGGAUUUGAUGGAUAUUGGAAAUGAUAUCCAGGAGAGUCUGGCGAGGUCGUAUGAUGUGCCCGAGGACGUGGACGAGGCGGAGCUGGAUGCCGAGUUGGAGGCGUUGGGGAUGGAGGCUGAGUUGGAGCCCGAGAUGGGCGCUAUGCCGAGUUUCUUGCAGGAGGAGUUGCCCGAGUUUGUGGAUGAGGAGCCGGCCAAGGAGGGUGCCAAGCUCAAGGAGGCUGCUGGCUAA